Molecule: messenger RNA, 720 nt
Organism: Paramuricea clavata
Lineage: Eukaryota; Metazoa; Cnidaria; Anthozoa; Malacalcyonacea; Plexauridae
Source: the annotation of a GenBank genome assembly
CCUUUCGAUUGGGACAAAUCGCAUGACGCCGCUUUCACCCAAAUAAAGAAAUUGAUCACAGAACCGCCAGUCCUCAAGUACUACGAGUCGACCAAACCCCUGAUAAUACAGUGUGACGCUAGCGACCACGGCCUGGGGGGCGCACUCAUUCAAGAGGGAAAGCCUGUCGCAGUUGCAAGCCGAGCACUGACGCACGCGGAGAUACAAUACGCUCAGAUAGAAAAGGAACUGUUAGCUAUAGUUUAUGGAACCGAGCGUUUUCACCAGUAUACAUAUGGCCGACCAGUCACAGUAGAAUCAGACCACAAGCCGCUCGAAGUCAUUCAUCAGAAACCUCUGUCAGCAGCACCUAGACGUCUUCAAAAGAUGAUGAUGAGAUUACACCAAUAUGACUUAACCAUCGUUUAUAAGAAAGGGUCAGAGAUGCUGCUAGCUGACACACUUAGUCGUCACCAUUUAGACAACUCCACCGACGAAGCACGCAGCGUCAACAGCGAUCUCGACCAAAUGGACAGUUCGGAAGACAUCAACGAAAUACUAAAUUGUGAACCAACAACCAUGCAUACUCCAAGAUCACACAACGAAAGAUCAAGACCUACAGCAAGUCAAAUCAUUCAUCCAGUCAGGAUGGCCCGAAAGCUCCAAAGAUCUAUCUCCAACAAUCACCCCGUACUUCCAUCUACGAGACGAACUAACAACACAAGAGGGCCUCGUGUUUAG